AUUCCUCCUACAGACCUCUGUGUCAUCUACAUCUGGCAUCAUGCCGACUUCGCGACCGGCCCCACCAGUGACCUACACUCCCCAUGUUCUCAACCUCAUCCAAUCCUCCGCCUAUCCGCCAUUACCAGAAGCUGCAGAGCUCGAGUACCUCCUCACUUCCCUAAGGACAUCCGCUGCGACUGUAACUGCUGAAUUGGAGAAGCGUCAACGAAAGAUUCAAAAGAGGAAAGAAAGGGAAGAAGAGCAAGCUGCGCUUGAAGCAAACGAAAAGGCAGGAGCGAAGCUUGAGGCUUUGGAGAGGGCUCGGGUUGAGGGUCAGAAGACCAAAGAGAGUCCGACGAGCGUUCGAGUUAAGAAGGAAAGGACGAGUCUAUCCCCUGUACCUUCCAACGCAUCCUCCGCAUCGUUCAAACCUCAGCACAAUCAGCCAAUAACAUAUGCCUCCGGCCAUAACAAAAAGAAGAAGAAACGCGUUUUGGAUAGCGAUGAUGAUAUGCGAUCUCGAGACCGAUCCGCUACCAUCCCUUCACCUCCCCCUCUCACCUCGGGCCUCAAGCUCAAGCUCUCAUCCAGUCAACCUCAAUCAAAAUCUCGGCCAGACUUCUCACCCACGCCCUCCACCUCUACAGCCGCAGCUUCUGCAGUCAUAGGAUCUCACAUCGACUUUUCGCUCCCUACACAGCCUGGGAGACCGCUGAUACCUCCGCGACCUGGAGUACAGAAACCUGUCCCGCCUGGUCCGAAGAAGCAAAGCGAGGUAGACGAAGACUACAGCAAUGUCAAGGCUCCAACUCAAGUUGCUUUCACGACGUUCUGGUCCGGCGUUGAGCCGUAUUUGAGGGAAAUCAGGGAAGAUGAUCUGGCAAUGCUCAACUUCAAGGCCGACGCUCCUGAGUCUUACGAGAUUCCGCCGCGAGGCCGUCAUUACACGGAAAUUUGGGAUGAGGAGGAUGGCUUACCUGCGGGCACAACCCCUCGAUAUCCCGUUCCAAACCUUCGUCAAGGUCACACUGCAUCACAUGGAGCUCUGUCAAUCCCGCAUUAUGUACCCUCCGCAGAAAUGCGUGACGAGAAUCUGGUGGACGAGCAGAGAGGCCUAGGGAGCUUGACUGAACGUAUCGUUGCUGCGGUCGUGGGAGACAAAACAACGUCAAAGUAUGUCAGGAGGGCAGUCUCAGGCCGAGAGGUCGAUGAGGAAGCCUCGAGCGAUGAGCCUACGCGGAUGGAUGUCGUCAAUAUGGAAGAUCGAAUGAAGAAGGAACUUCGUGCCGUUAUGCUCUUGGGUGAUAACGAGGAGUUUGACGCACAAGCACGGGACGAUGACGAAGUGACUUCCGCCCUUCGGCAAUGUCAACGAUUACUGUACCUGCAAACCAGCAUCAACGAGGCUAGGAAAUCCCGACUGGCGGAGAUUGCUCGACAGCGCUUGGCUUAUGGGGAUUAUACAUCGGCCCUGGACGGGCUGGAGAAGUCGAUCGAAAGCAGUUGGGCCAGACGAGUCAAGAAGUUCGGGCUAACUCCAAAGAAACCCAUCCCUGGCUCUGUACCAGGACUGAAUCCCAAUCGACCUCCGGUACCAAUCAACAUGAAGCGCUUAGUAGCGGUGCGGAAAGAAUGGCUCGACACAGUGGGCAAGAUCAUGCGCGAACGACCUACAGGCGAGGUCAUUGGGCUACCUCAAGAAACCAUAUAUGAUGGCAUUGGAGAGGAGGCUGAAGAAAAGGAUGAGAGGGAUGUCGACAGGGGAUUGGAAGUGGACGAUGCAAGUGGGGACGAGUAGACCACACACAGCUUGAUGUGUUACCCAUAUUAUAUUUCUUGAAGAGAGGCGACAGUCUCGAUAUUUGUUGUAGCUUAUUGUACGAGCACGCUCGGACGGUGAAAGGUCCCAGCAGUCAUGUAUGCAUUAGGCGUUCUGAGAG
This is a messenger RNA of Kockovaella imperatae, 1922 nucleotides long. Its product is annotated as histone acetyltransferases subunit 3-domain-containing protein. The coding region runs from base 41 to 1780 and encodes 579 amino acids. The transcript is spliced from 5 exons. NCBI's taxonomy places the organism in Eukaryota, Fungi, Basidiomycota, Tremellomycetes, Tremellales, Cuniculitremaceae. Gene Ontology annotation, biological process: regulation of transcription by RNA polymerase II. Gene Ontology annotation, cellular component: SAGA complex. Gene Ontology annotation, molecular function: transcription coactivator activity. The record is from RefSeq and is a predicted model, not a curated record.